AUUGAAUACAGCCAAGACAUGUAUAACAUCCUUACGUGGGUCAUGAGACGAUCGGAAUUGCUUGACAGUGACAUUCCAUUGGCAUCCAGCCCUCGCUUGUGAGGCUACAACACUACAUAAAAACGUCUAGACGAAGAUAUCAGCUGAUGUCUGGGCGCUCUUAACCCGCCCUCUUGCAGCUCAUAUGCACCACCGAUAUCAACCCGAGAAUUCCACUCGCCUGGACACACAUGCCUAUAAUUCUCUCGCGUUACGUAUCGACCAUUGCCGUGUAGAAGAAGGUCUCGAAAGCUUUCGUCGUAUAACCCCGCAAUAUGCAGCACCCGGGCCAAGACUUGAGUCCCGACAUCGAGGAGAUCCCGGAAAGACUCGAUGAACAGCAUAUCUUCACGACCAAAACAUUCGGAUUUCUCAUUCAUCCCAGCAUCAAGCUCUCCUCCUCGGAUGCCAAAGUCGCAGAUUUAGGCGCCGGAUCCGGAGCCUGGCUGCUUGAUGUGGCGAGGCAUAAUCCUCCAACAUGGCAGCUCACUGGUUUCGACAUGACGGGAUCCGGGUUUCCUGCACCGGAAUCACUGCCAUCAAACGUCGUCUUCAAGAUCCAGGACAUGAAUGACCCAUUCCCGGCCUCGGAAGUAGGAACUUACGAUCUGAUCGCUGUUCGCUUCGUCAGCAGCGUUGCCGAGCGAGUGGAAUGGGAGCGCUCCAUCACGAAUCUCAUGACGCUGUUAAAGCCGGGUGGUUGGCUGCAAUGGAUCGACUCGUGUAAUUUCCAAGUGUAUAGUUCUGUCGCGGGCACAUCCCGAGUCGCUUGUCAGGAGAUCUUCGACGGGCUAGAGCCAUACCGACGAAAAGCAGACCCUGUAAUCGGCAUCAUGAUGCGAGAGUCCAAAAACAUCAAGAGGGUAGAGAUUCUGCGAGCACUGGGUUUGGAGGACGUGCAUGAGGAUGUCUUUUCUUCCGAUCGGUUGCAGGACCUUGAAGCGCGGGACAAGAUGACGAGAAAUAUCCUGGUCUGCUAUAUCGACUGUCUGAAAGCAUUGCAAAAUGUCAAAGACAGCGGCUGGACGAGAGAGAGGAUCGCGGUGCUGGAGCAGCAAGCCAUGAAGGAAGUUGAUGACGGAUUGUAUCAUACCCUCGAUCAGGUCUGUAUGAUAGGGAAGAAACCGAACAAAUAGAUCAUGACGAAGCUGAGAAACCAGCAUUCACCAAUUGAGACCACAUGGUCGAACUUAUUCGCACCCAGGCAGCGGCGUUGGUUCAACCCUAGCUUGAUACCACGUGAUCAUUGGGCCCCUAACACAUGCUGGAGACAAAGUAGUGAACAUGGCAGGACUCAAUCUAACAGGCUUGUCAAUAUUUAAGAGCUCGCCUGGUCUACCUAUAGAACAGCCAGCCCAACUAUCAAAAUAA
Messenger RNA from Dissoconium aciculare CBS 342.82, 1410 nucleotides. RefSeq lists its product as uncharacterized. NCBI's taxonomy places the organism in Eukaryota, Fungi, Ascomycota, Dothideomycetes, Mycosphaerellales, Dissoconiaceae. Bases 315 to 1175 code for a protein of 286 amino acids. The transcript is spliced from 2 exons. The record is from RefSeq and is a predicted model, not a curated record.